AUGCGCAGAGGCGUAGGGUUAGCUGCAUUCGACCACCAAGAACAGGCCGAGCGUUCUUAUGCUGAACUAUCAUCCGAAUUAUCCCGAACUCAAGUCGAACACCUUCACUCCCAACUCGACCAAUUCCGAACAGCCCUCGCUCACUUUGCAUCCACGCAUCGCGAGUCCAUUAGGAGCGAUCCAUCCUUCCGAUAUGCCUUUCAGCAGAUGUGCUCCUCUAUCGGUGUCGACCCGCUUGCUGGUCCGCGGAAAGGUGGCUGGUGGGCGGAGCUUCUUGGGCUCGGCGAUUGGCAGUAUGAACUCGGUGUUCAGAUUGUGGACGUCUGCGUGAGCACAAGGGAACAAAAUGGGGGCCUAAUAGAAAUGUCGGAGCUCGUCCGGCUUGUCAGCAAGCUGCGUGGUGUGAGUGGAGGAGGUAUCACGGAGGACGAUGUCGUGCGCAGUAUCAAGACGCUGCAACCUCUGGGGGCUGGCUACCAGGUGGUUGAGAUCGCAGGCAUAAAGAUGGUGCGGAGUGUCGUGAAAGCUCUUGACGAGGACCAGACAACCAUCCUUGCAAUUGCGCGUGAAACAGGAGGUCGUGUCGUCGAAAGCGAUCUCAUUCAGCGCAAAGGGUGGACGAGAAAUCGUGCUCGAGCUGCCUUAGAGAACAUGUUGCUAAGGGAUGGUCUGUGCUGGUUGGAUGCUCAAGAUAACCAGGCCGGUCGGGCAUACUGGGUCCCUUCCGCCAUGCACUGGGAAAUAUGA
This is a messenger RNA of Psilocybe cubensis, 747 nucleotides long. RefSeq lists its product as uncharacterized. The record is from RefSeq and is a predicted model, not a curated record. NCBI's taxonomy places the organism in Eukaryota, Fungi, Basidiomycota, Agaricomycetes, Agaricales, Agrocybaceae. The transcript has a single exon. Gene Ontology annotation, biological process: protein transport to vacuole involved in ubiquitin-dependent protein catabolic process via the multivesicular body sorting pathway. Bases 1 to 747 code for a protein of 248 amino acids. Gene Ontology annotation, cellular component: ESCRT II complex.